Messenger RNA from Chelmon rostratus (copperband butterflyfish), 4275 nucleotides. RefSeq names its product epoxide hydrolase 1, microsomal (xenobiotic) (gene ephx1). Gene Ontology annotation, biological process: epoxide metabolic process. The coding region runs from base 197 to 1576 and encodes 459 amino acids. The transcript has 9 exons. Gene Ontology annotation, molecular function: epoxide hydrolase activity. NCBI's taxonomy places the organism in Eukaryota, Metazoa, Chordata, Actinopteri, Chaetodontiformes, Chaetodontidae. The record is from RefSeq and is a predicted model, not a curated record.
UGCACAAGCUAUACAGUUGUAUAAUCCUUUGGCUAAUCUUGUCCAUCCAGCUGAGCGUUAAGGCAAAGGUUGUCUUCAUUUGACUCAGUGAGCUAGGAUAGAGCGUAGUAUCCAAGGAACGGUUUACGAAACGGGACCAGCACCGACUCCAGUGUCCAGGACCUCGCAUUUCGGAUCAGUGCAGACACUCAGCACCAUGUUCACAGAGGUGCUGGUCGCUCUGGUGAUUGGGGGACUGAUCUUCUUCCUGGUUCAGAGGAGCAGGAGCCAGGUUCUGAAGACAGAGGAUGGCUGGUGGGGGGCUGGGGCACCUCCUGACGGUGAGGAGGACAUCACCAUCCGCCCCUUUAAAGUCACCACCAGUGAUGAAGAGCUGGAGGACCUCUACAGGAGGAUAGACCAGACUCGCCCCGUUCCCUCACUAGAGGACAGCCAGUUUAAUUAUGGCUUCAACUCCCACUACCUGCAGAAGGUGAUUUCUUACUGGAGAAAUGACUUUGACUGGAGGAGGCAAGUUGACAAAAUCAACCAAUACCCCCACUUCAAAACCAAAAUCGAAGGCAUUGAUGUCCACUACCUGCAUGUGAAGCCUAAGAAGGUGCCAGAGGGAGCUACUGCUCUUCCUCUGAUAAUGGUUCACGGCUGGCCCGGCUCCUUCUACGAGUUCUAUGGGUUGAUCCCUCUGCUGACAGAACCAUCAGACCCAGAUGACCUUGUGUUUGAGGUGGUGUGUCCCUCCAUUCCAGGGUACGGAUUUUCUGAAGCACCACAGAAGAAAGGUUUUGAUUCAGUUUGUGCAGCACGCGUCUUCCACAAACUGAUGAAGCGCCUGGGCUUCCAGCAGUUCUACGCUCAUGGAGGAGACUGGGGCUGGCUGGUCACCACCAACAUGGCUCAGCUGGAGCCCAAGACAGUCAAAGGCUUGCAUGUGAACUUUGCUCCGCCCUCUAAGCCAGGCCUGCCCAUAGUUUCAUCCAUCAUACUCGGCCGUCGCUUCCCUAAGCUGUUUGGCUUCACUGACAUGGAUAUUCAGCGUCUCUUCCCCAGCAUGGAGAAACUGGUGGUGGAGUCCAUCAAAGAGUCUGGCUACAUGCACAUCCAGGCCACCAAGCCUGACACUGUGGGCCGAGGCCUGAAUGAUUCCCCAGUGGGUCUGGCUGCCUACAUUCUGGAGAAGUUCUCCACGUGGACGAGUCGCGACUAUAGGAACCUGGAGGAUGGAGGACUCACCAGGAAGUUCUCUCUGGAUGACCUGCUGACUAAUGUGAUGAUCUAUUGGACGUCUGGCUGCAUCGUCUCCUCCAUGAGGUUCUACAAGGAAAACUUCAGCCAAGGCCUUGACCAGCCUCACUCUAAGAUACGGGUGUACGUCCCCACCGGCUUUGCCUGCUUCCCCAACGAGCUCAUGCACACCCCCAAACUGUGGGCCAAACAGAAAUACGGUAAACUCCUGACCUUCACGGCCAUGGCCCGCGGCGGCCACUUCGCUGCCAUGGAGGAGCCCCAGCUGAUGGCCGCAGACAUCCAGAACUUCACUAAGACUGUGGAGAAGAAGAAGAAGAAGAAGAAAGAGUAGGGAGUGGACUGAUGAACAGGUGAAUGAACUAGACGUACAGUACAAAGCAUUGAUUGGCAAAAAAGAAAGUGGAACAAGUGGUGAGCAGUGAGAAGACGUGUACACAUUGUGAUUCUGAGCACUGUGAGGUGGAAUCGAUCAUACAGGGGAUGCAGAAUUAUUAGGCAAGUUGUAUUUUUGAAGAUUAAUUUUAUUAUUGAACAACAAGUAUGUUCUCAAUCAACCCAAGAGACGCAUAAUGUCAAAGCUGAAUAUUUCUGGAAGUUGGAGUGGGGCUUUUUUAGUUUAGGCUAUCUUAGGAGGCUUAGUGUGUGUGCAGGUAACUUUUACUGUGCAGAAUUAAUAGGCAACUUAAUAAAAACCAAAUAUAUACCCAUUUCACUUAUUUAUUUUCACCAGGUAAACCAAUAUAACAACUGAAAAUAUACAAAUAAACAUUUCUGACAUUCAAAAAACAAAACAAAAUCAAUUCAGUGACCAAUAUAGCCACCUUUCUUUACGAGGACACUCAAAAGCCUUCCAUCCAUAGAUUCUGUCAAUUUCUUGAUCUGUUCAUGAUCAACAUUGCGCGCAGCUGCAACCACAGCCUCCCAGACACUGUUCAGAGAGGCGUACUGGUUUCCCUCCCUGUAAAUCUCACGUUUUAUGAGGGACCACAGGUUCUCUAUGGGGUUCAGAUCAGGUGAACAAGGGGGCCAUGUCAUUAAUUUUUCUUCUUUUAGACCUUUACUGGCCAGCCACGCUGCAGAGUUUUUGGAUGCAUGUGAUGGAGCAUUGUCCUGCAUGAAAAUCAUGGUCUUCUUGAAAGAUGCCGACUUCUUCCUGUACCACUGCUUGAAGAAGGUGUCUUCUGGCAGUAGGACUGGGAGUUGAGUUUGACUCCAUCCUCAACCCGAAAAGGUCCCACAAGCUCAUCUUUAAUGAUACCAGCCCAUACCAGUACCCCACCUCCACCUUGCUGGCGUCUGAGUCGGAGUGGAGUUCUCUGCCCUUUACUGAUCCAGCCACGGGCCCAUCCAUCUGGCCCAUCAAGACUCACUCUCAUUUCAUCAGACCAUAAAACCUUCGAAAAAUCAGUCUUAAGAUAUUUCUUGGCCCAGUCUUGACGUUUUAUCUUGUGUUUCUUGUUCAAUGGUGGUCGUUUUUCAGCCGUCCUUACCUUGGCCAUGUCCCUGAGUAUUGCACACCUUGUGCUUUUUGACGCUCCAGUAACGUUGCAGCUCUGAAAUAUGGCAAAACUGGUGGCAAAUGGCAUCUUUGCAGCUUCACACUUGAUUUUCCUCAAUUCACGGGCAGUUAUUUUGCGCCUUUUUCGUUCAAUGCGCUUCUUGCGACCCUGUUGGUUAUUUGCCAUGAAACGCUUGAUUGUUCUGUGAUCGCGCCUCAAAAGCUUGCUAAUUUCAAGACUGCUGCAUCCCUCUGCAAGACAUCUCACAAUUUUAGACUUUUCAGAGUCCGUCAAAUCUCUCUUCUGACCCAUUUUGCCAAAGGAAAGGAAGUUUCCUAAUAAUUAUGCACACCUGAUAUAGGGUGUUGAUGUCAUUAGACCACAGAAGCACAUCACCUGAUAUACUUAGUUGGAGUAGGACAGCAUGCAUAAAAAGGAUGGUGGUCAAAAUACUCAUCUGCCUAAUAAUUCUGCACACUGUGUAUAACAAAACCGUCAGUGAAAUUCCUAAUCAGACUUCAUGAAUGAGUCUUUAAAAUGUAUCAGUUUGAACAGUAAAUUUAUGGCUUCUGUUGUCAACACUUUGUGGCAAACUAUUCAACAACACACGUUUUUACAAGCAGGACGUGUUCACCACCCACGUCUAGUCGUAGCGUCUUCCAGAUUCACAGCUACACCUGUCAGUGCAGUUAACAGUCAGCAUCAUUUCCUCCUCCCUCCUGCCGCCUCGCUCAAAGCUCCUCUCAGCCUUGCAGUGCUGAACAGUUCACGAGGCAGCUGCAGAUGGGAGGUCAGGGGGCACUUGUUGUUAUUGUGUUGACAGCCUGCACAAGGUGCCAGACAUUCCUCUCACUGAUAGCCGGGCUGCCACGUUACCGCCUUCAACCUUUGAAUUAUGUUUCAUUUUGCUGGAUUUUCCCUUUCAGACUCGUCCACAACUCGUUUUUAGCAUUUAACAGCUUUGAUACAGUCAGAUUUCUUUAAUAUAUUGCACAGUUAACAACAGCACACUGCUGCUACAGCCUCAGUUGCCUUUGAUUUAUUUGCUGGUGUUCGUAAUAUUCAGCUGCCUCACAUUGGUUGACUUUGAUUUGCUGCAAAGGCUCAGAGCCCCCCUUACUUGUAUUGAUGAAAGCCUCCAUUCAGAGGAGGGUUUUCAUGUUCAGCACUUUGAUUUAUUGGAUCAAUUCAUCUUUAGGGGCAUGAUAGCCCAACAUGAGAGGAACAAUCCCGAAGAGUCGAGUUGUGCUCUUCAUGUUGACCUUGAAGAAGUUGAAUACAAUCUGUGAUGCUGUUUGACAAGCUGUGUCUGAAAAUGAUUUAUUUAAAUGAUGAAAUGGGUUUAGUUUUACUAAAAAGAUAAGAAUGAUUGUAAAUUUUAAUAAAGAUAAUGCAGUAAAAUGCCAGCUUUUUAAAACUAUGCAAUUUAAAGUGAAUCACAGUGUAUGCUACCAUUCCAUGAUGACCAGAAUGACAUGUGUCCCAGAUCAUGACGUCAUGCUCUAUUUUUGACCAAAUAAAAUAACAGCUG